Molecule: messenger RNA, 14219 nt
Organism: Dendronephthya gigantea
Lineage: Eukaryota; Metazoa; Cnidaria; Anthozoa; Malacalcyonacea; Nephtheidae
Molecular function (GO): 5'-3' DNA helicase activity; protein binding; RNA nuclease activity
Source: RefSeq, a predicted model, not a curated record
UUGACCAUGUUCUGUUCUAAGAAAAGUGAACGCUAGUCACUACGCUCGCACUUGUUUUUUUUUAAAUGAAUCUAUCUAAACGGUAUAACUAAGGCUUCAAUUUAGGUAAACAUAGUAUACAUAAAUGGCGUGAUUUUUCUUAAUUCUGUUACAUGCUUUUCAUAAGUAGAUUUUGAUUCCCUCCUCCCAUCAAGUCCAGUCGUUUUUCCCACGCUUCAUAGCCAGUAGCAUAGUAAGCCUGACGAUUUGCCUCACUUGAUAUGUUCACUGUUCAUUGACUGUGAAAACAAUAAAUUUCUAAGGACAUAAAUUAUUAUGAUAGCUCAAAUUUAAAUAGCAGGACAAAAUCUCAGAGAUCGACAAAAGCAGGACAAAAUCUCUUGAGAUCGUAUAUACAUUUCUUGAGAGGCGACAUUGUUAUUUGUCAUAAUUUAUUUUAUUAAUGCUGCAGCUAAUGGCGUAAAACAGUGCUCAGUUGUAAUUCAGCCCCAUUCACCCAUUACUAUAGCACACGAGAAAUAUUAUUCUCAUGAACAAUGACAGUAACGUGAUUACAGAUGGUAUGAUGGAGCAGUAACAAUGUAGUCACACUACAGGCUUCUACAUAGAUCAGUGGCUACGUAGGAUGAGCUCUGUUGUGAGGCUAUAUUUUAGUCGGUCCAUAUAGAGUCAAGACUGAUCCAUGGAUUCAUAUGCAUGCAGCUUUCAGCCUCAAUUAUACAAUCUUAAUUAAACGUUAGUUAACUGUUCAUCAAAAUUUCAUUUUAAUUUAUAAUGUUUUCAGUAUUUUAACUAUGCCAUCAAUCUCGAAUUUGCUGUUCCAAUAAUAAAUUGAAGUGAACUAGCCACCAGCAGAUGUCCUUAGACGCGUUCAAGCCGACUCAAAGAAUUUGUGUCCUUUAUUUGGUAUAUGCUGGCUAUGAAGUAGCAUCUGAAUGGCAGCAAGACGUUUUUCAACAGAAGAAUUGAAUUUCUUUAAAUUUGCAUCCAUCGUUUACGAUGAAUUUCCAACGAUGUUACGUUCGAUAUUUGUGACAUUGUGGGACUCAAAGAUCGCGCCACUGGCGGGUAACAAGACUUGGGACGACACACCCAUAGUACGGAACCUUUUUUUAGGAUGCGAAGGAGGUAGAACUAAAAUACCAACCAGUAAGUCGUUUGAGGAUUGGGAUUGUACUGCACUGUUUAAUGCAACCAUUUACGCGAAGACCUUUGCCACCUCGACCAAAACACUGAAGGAUCAAUUUAUACAGGGAAAAAACCCCAAUCCUUUCCAUUCCACGCUGAUCAGUCCAACUGGUAACAACGAUGAAACGAUAGCUUUAGCAACCGAUCAAAUUCGACUGCUUAGAAACGCUCUAUGUCAUCUGCCCCAUCCCACAAUAGAAAAAGCAACGUUUGAUGAUUAUGUUCAACUCGCUAAGGAUGCUUUUGCUGCAGUCAAAUUCCCAACAUGUCAAAUUGACUAUAUUGGUAAUCUUGAUGAGAAAGAAUUUCCAACGGAGAAAGUUGAUGAGUUGAAAAGAAAAAUUAGGGAUGUUGAACUAGAGAACUACAAUUUUCUUAAGGAAAACGUUGACAAGAAAAUAACAACGUUGACUGAUGACUGCCAACACAACAAACAAUUCAGAGAAAGUAUGAUGCUGAAAAUAGACGAGAUUAUAGCAAAAAUACCGGAAAUGAUCUGGGAUUCGCCAAGGGAUAUAAGCUGUGAAGGAGGUGAAUUGGUAAUUCGCGUUGGUCUUGAAAAUGUUUUAAAAACUUUAAUUCACUUGCCGCAAUUCCAACACGCGAUCAAGAGAUGUUUUGGGGGUGAUGAUAGAAAUGACCAAGAAUUUAAAAAAUUCAAAGAAGGAAGUGUUAUUGUUCCACUAAACUGUUUUACCGAUAAAAGGUUUCUUGAAGUUUUGAAUGAUUUUGAAUCUGGAAGGCUGAAAGAACGUUUGCUGAAGGAAUUUUCGUGGAUUGGAGUUAAAGCAGAAGAAAUGAAGAUUGAAAUAAUUAACAUAGAGGAAGUCAACAAAACGAAAGAAGCUAUAAAAAUAAAGAAUACCGCGAAAAUGUGGAACGCUAUCAAAAAAGGAGAUACAGAGGAAGUAAGACGACUUGUUCCAGCCUAUGUUGAUGUGAACGGAAAAGUUACUGAAGAGUUGUCUUUGCUUCAUCUCGCUACACAAUUUGGGUCUUUAGACAUAGUCAAACAUUUGGUUGAACAUGGUGCCGAGGUAGCAAGCGACGACAACAGUUGCCUAGAAACAGUUCUGCACUCGGCUUGUCGCGGGGGCAGUGACACAAUUGUUCAAUACCUUCUCCAACAUGGAGCUGCGAAAGAUAUUAAUAGAAAAAAUCCUUCCGGACGUUUACCGUUGAGCGUAGCAUGCUCUAAUUAUCACAUAGCUGUAGUUCAAACAUUAGUGAAGGCUCACGAUGAUGCCAAAUGUCGCAGUCUUUUGUGUCAUUUGAAUUUGACUGCAGAAGAUGAAAUAUUUCUGCGAUUAAUAGAGAGGCUUAGCGUAGAUUCUGAUGAAAAGUAUAUGGGAGACGAUUUUUCUAAAGAAGCCCAACCCAAAGCCUUCGAUGAGAGGCCAUUGGCGAUACACCCCAGUGAAUUUAUUGCCCAGGAUUUGGAAGAGGAUGAUUUUCCGAAAGGCAUCGUUAAUUCAGAAUAUAGCAUGAAAAGAGAAGUACAUGAAGUAGUUGGAAGCGUUGCCCCCCCUUUAUAUGUUGGCGUGAUGUCAUACCAAUCACUCAUCGAAUGCUAUGUCCACGGCAUCAUAAAUCAACCCCGGGGGGUACAAGUGGUUGAAGGAGUUGAUGGUGUUAUGAUGUAUGAAUUUGACAAAUGUCGAAAUGAAGUUAGGCAAAGACUGAACACACUAGAGUGGUUGCUUUUGGGCUUGGACGCGAAAGUCAUCAAUGUCGUAAUGAGGAUGGGUGAUGAAUUUUUUAGAACAGGAAAUAUUGAGAUGGCAUUGAAUUUUUAUCGUGAAGCAGGUUAUUUGUUUCCCGAGACCGGUAUUUGUCUCAUAAGAGAAGCACAGUGCCUCAUCGAACUCGAUUAUUUUGACCAAGCAAAGAAAGCGUGUAGAAAAGCAAUUCGCUUUGGUGAUCAUACUCAGUAUGCAGAAUUACUUCCAGUAAUUGACAUUUUUGAGCAUUACGAACGGCUGCGGGACGCUUAUGAUCUUUAUAAGUCUUUGAUGGAAAAAUAUCCCGGUAACUUGUACUUCAUGGAAAGGAUGAGAGUAUUACAAAUAUCGAUUUGGGAGAAGACUGAAAGACAGAAGAGGAGUGCCAGCAAAAGACAGAAUGUUAGUCAAGGGACUGGUGGAUUAACGAAAUCGUCUGGCGCAAACGGCAUUCAAACAAGUGAUAAGAAGUUAAGUGAGGCCUCCGGUGGAACCGAUCAAGCUUCCGGGACUGAUGCCACACAGAUCACAGAGACGCCAAAGGUUGCAAAGACCUCAAAGCAAUUAAAAAGGGACGCGAUGGCUAAGAAUAAGGAGCUUGAAAGGGAAAUUCAAAAGGCAAGUAAAGAACAAGAAGAGAAACUGAAAAAACAAGAGGAGUUGGAAGCACGCAAGAAAAAAGAACGAGAAGAAAAGAAAGAAAUGCAAAGAAAACAGGAAGUAGAAGAACGCGAGCGGAGGGAAAGAGAGGAGCGAGAAAAACGCAAGAAACAAAAAGAACGGGAUAAGAGCAAUAAAGCCGUACGAAAAGAGGAAAGAAGCCAGCAUGACGUCGUCAGAGGUGUUGUUCCACAGUCCAUUCCACCCGAUGGUCCUUCCUCCGUGAAUGCACCUGUACUCAACAAUGCUAAGCGCUCUCUCAACGACAUGCCAAAAGAUUUUGACCGUGUUCUUUCAAGCGGGUCGCGUAUCAGACUUCUCUGUCCCAAAUGCAACACUCCCCGUGCCUUCGAAGUACUCAAGUGUAGCUCAUGUGACAGUGAACUUCAGAUUUGGUAUAGAAAAGUUAGCACAACUGAGUGGACCAAGCCACGCAAGCCGCCAACUCAGGAAAUAAGGGGCCCUUAUGAAGAAUGCAAGCAUUACAAACAGGGCGAAAGGUGCGUCAGAACACCGUGUACAUUUCCGCACGGACCAGAUGAACUGGAAAUUUGGGAAUUAUGCCGUUCACGUUCAAAAGGAUCAAGGCCACUGGCAAUUCCAAGGCCACGUUCAACAACUCCUUCUAAAAAGAUGAAAUCCCAAAGAGGGCAGUUUUUUUUGCUCCAGUCCCUAGAGAAGUCACGAAGUUGCUUGACCUUAAACGGUUACGAAUCUAGUCCCGGCCGUCGUUCUAGAGCUGAUUCUGUGAGUUCCCGCCGUUCUCUACAAUCCUUUUCAAAUACCUUCGACGUUCUGAGCACAGAUGAUUUCUCCGAAGACAUGCUUGACAACUUUGAUUCGGAGUUUUCAAACUUCCUUUCUCAAGAUGCUCCCUACCAAUUAAGCCAAGAUUCGGAUGCUUUAUUCCCAUCAUCUUUACUGCCCCAUACUGAAACAGACGCUUGUCCGACGGAAGGGGACUCCGGGCAGAAUCGUGAGGAAACACCUGAAGAAAAAGAUAAAGGAGACGAUGAAAGCGAUGACAGUAUUUGGACGACAGUAGAGAGGCGAAGAAAACCUCUAGCAGAAAGAAUUCUCAGAAAGGAAAGGACAAAGAGAGGUAAAAGAAGAAGAAAGAAGAAAAAACCGAGCACAUCCUCAGCAAAACCAAGUACACCAAGCAGUCAAACAGCUACGAACACCGUAUCCGUGUCGUCCGUUAUGGAGCAAGAAGAACUAAGAUGUAGAUUCUGUGAUAUAAAAUUCUCAUCCAUGUUAGAGCUUGAGUAUCAUUAUUCCGAUCCUCAGCACAAAGUCAAUGUGAUAAGACUUACGGAGAAACUUCGCAAACCCAUCAAGAAAUUUCGUCCUCCCCCUGAUGGAGUUAAUAUGGGCCGGUAUAAAGUGUGUCGAAGAUUUGUGCAAGGUUACUGUUACUUCGGUAAAAAGUGCACGUUUGCGCAUGGCGAAGGAGAACGUGAUUAUUGGAAAGCUCUAUACGAACAACAAAAUAAUCAGCUUACACAGCUUAAAGAGGAACAUCUUCUAGCAGAAAGCUUUAGCGAAAAACUCAGGCGUAGAAUCAAAUGUGGAGAUCAAAACCAUGUGCUCAAGAAAGAUCUUCCUGGUGUAACAGUUAAGUGCAAUUCGCCAAGGCAAAUAAAAUUGGAAAAAACGGAUCGUCCGCAAGUCGAGCAUACGUGGAUAUUUGAUGUUCGAAUCCAGAGAAAUUUUCAACUAAUGCUGAGUCAAGUCGCCUUUCUUUUGGAGACCCACUUAGACAAAUUCAAGCUUCUCCGUUGUAAUGAGACAUCAAAGCAUUCUUCAACCGCGCAAUGUGUUCGCUUUCAGAAAGAGGAUUUCAUUGAAGACUCUGCCAAGAAUGAGUCAGCCGUGCAAUUCUGUAUUCAGUUUUCGUCAGGUGUUUUUGGUGAUUUCGAACAGAAGUUAGUGUUUGACUUCGGUCAGGGCUCCGUACUCGUUCGUCCACUCUUUGUGUCGGUCGUGAGCAAAGAUACUUCUAAAGAAAAAUCUUCACGUACAAGAUAUUGUCACAUCGCUGAAUGGUCUGUGGACAAAAUGGAAUUGGUUCCGUGUAAAGAACUGAUGCGAUGGGAUUUGGAGGGUUUAUGUGAACGGUACAGCAUUCCAGAUGUCUUGCCUGAUCCUGCAAAGUGUCCAGCAUUCUCACGUGAAAAAUACUGCAAUAUUUGGCACCAAAUUUUGUUGAUUGAAGAAAAACACAUUGGGACAGAGGUUGCCAGAUAUGAUAUCCAAGAUGGCUUUAUGCAAGUGGUAAACAAAUUCGCUUGCGCUGAAGGGACAGUUUUUGCAUUACCCGGUGAAAUGUUUGGUGUGAUCGAUUUACCAGAUUAUCUUGUUAUGGACGAAGUUGCUGGCCAUCUGAUAAAUCGCUCAGUAAUGUCUGUGAUCUUGCGACUUAAGUUGGAAAAAUCUCACAGAAAUAGAGUGUACGAAUGUAACAUCAAAUCAAAGACUUCGCAAUCGGUUAUCAUAAAACUGAAUGAGGAGUUAUGCAAAGAUUAUGAUUUUGCAUAUGAUCAAGUCGUCCAGAUCGAUCUCAAAUUCAAGUACAAUCGUCGUCCAAUGUGUGAAAUGCAUCAAGCAAUUGACUUGUGUAGAGAGAAGACCGACAUCCUACUUCCAAAUGCAAAGAAUGCAUCCUAUAAGUGCAAGAAAUUGAUCCAUGAUUGGUUUAUGGACAGAAAACCAAACCCAAAUCAACACGAAGCGAUUUCGAUGAUUCUCGAUCCCACUCCUACUCCGCCGAUUCUCGUGAUCGGGCCGUUUGGCACUGGGAAAACAUUCACCUUGAGCCUCGCUUGUGUGGCCAUUCUCAACCAAUCUAAAACAAAUAAAGUUCUCAUUUGCACCCAUUCUCACAGCGCAGCGCACAUUCACCUGGAUCAUUUGGAUGCGAAAAUACAAGAAAAACCAUUAAUAAACAUUCGACCACUUCAUGUGGUUAACUGGUUUCGAAAUGUCAACACUAUUCCUAAAGAACUGCGGAAGUAUUGCAACAUUGAAGAAGAAACCAAUGAAAUACGGGAGCCAACACUGAUUGACAUUCGUGACAAUAACGUCAUCAUUACGACUUUGGCGACCGCUCGUUUGCUGUGGAAAUUUUAUCAGGAUAAAAAAUUUUGUUUCACGCAUAUCUUAAUUGACGAGGCCGCGCAGGCCCUGGAACCCGAGUCCUUGACUCCGUUUGUCAUGGCUGAUGAGAACACAAAAAUUGUGUUGGCUGGGGACCAUCAGCAGAUGGGCCCACCAGCUUAUUCAAAAUGGAUGUGGGCUGAUGAGUUUGGUCCAAAAGUGUCUCUUCUUGAACGACUGUUUAAUCAUUACAAGCAAUGUAACAUGUCUUCAAAUAACCCACCAGAAGAAGGCAAUGAAGACACCUCUUACGUUGAAACACCGUAUGUAGUCUUACUUACUGAAAACUACCGCUGCCACGAGAAGAUUCUCCAGUUUCCAUCUGAUAACUUUUAUGGAGGCGAAUUGGUUGCCAGAGGCGACCAAACUACCUACAAAAAGUUGCCAGUUCUUUCGUUCUACACUGCCCAAGGUGUGGAUAAACAAGAUGAAGAAGGUUUGUCGUACUACAACGACGCUGAAGUUGCUGAAGUAGUAGCAAGAGUUGAAGAUCUUAUCUUUCACUGGCCAAAAAACUGGAAAAAGAACAUCGGAGUACUCACGCCUUAUCGUGAUCAGGUGAAACGAAUUCGAGAUGCAUUGCGAAAAAAAGGUCUUGGUUAUGUUGAUGUUGAAACUGUUGAGAACGUCCAGGGUAAGGAAUUCAGGGCGUUAUUUAUUAGCACGGUCAGAACGAUGUGGACUUGCUCGGUAAUCGAAGGACGAAAUGAGUACCCUUCUGAACUGGAUUUUGCAUUCCUUUCGGACUCACGUUUCUUAAACACGGCCGUGACUCGUGCCCAGUCCUUGCUCGCGGUCGUCGGAGAUCCGAUGUCGCUAUGCAGUGUGGGUGCGUGCAGAGAUUUGUGGAAAGAUUAUCUCAGACGCUGCGAAGACAACAAAGCUCUGCACGGCUGCACUCUUAAGGCUGUGAUGGAUUUCUGUCUGUGUUCUCAGCCUCUUGAUCCGAGUGUUCCUGAAUUUAAACCUAGCGCGGGCGCGGGCGCAACAAGUGAACGGCCUGAUACUUCAAAUAGUUCACAUUCAAGAGGCGAAGAGCAAAGUAUUUCAAGUGAAAGAACACCUUCUGUAGCUGGAGCCAUAAACUCUUCCUCUUUGAAUGACUCCACUACAAGUACAUUUCCUAACCAGAGCUUCCUCCUUGGUUCUCGCCCUGAUAUUGAAAGACAUGAUGGGAUUGAUGGGAACCAAGAUGAUAGAGGAGGUAAUUUGGCAGUGGAUAACGAGAGCACCUACGAUGAUGAUGAUGCUGUUGUUGGCGAGGCGGAAAACAAGAGCGAGGAUGAUUCGAAUAUAAACCAAGCAACAACCGAAGAGUUCUUUCAUCGAGACGAAGACGUCUUCGAUAAAAUCAUUAGAGAACUUGUCAAAGCAUGUCAAAGGACAAGGAAGAAAGAUGAAGAUCAGCGAAAUGCGGCAAGCGAAGAAUUCCCGCUGCUUACCGAUAAUGUUCCGAAGCCCCCAGCCCCACACUGGCCUAAUACAAGCACUGGACUGGGCUUUCAUGUGACAGGAAGCGAAAAGUAUUUUCGUCUCACCGGCGGAAAAUCAUCCAAGCAGAGUGGUGACGAGAAGUCCUGGUCUCCUCAUGACAUAGAUGCGUUUCCAAGAGAAGAACUGGCAAACCUAGUCCAAAGGAACCCAUUGCUGUUUACAAUGUGCACCUUUCGUAUCAACAGCGGCGUUGGUUCCCAGCAUUACUACGGUAAUCUGCCAACGCCAGACAGUCCUGACAUUCAAAUCCCCGGCCGCAUCCGAGGGGUUUACGAAGACGAUGUCGUCAUGCUGGAGGUUCAACCGAGCGCCUGGGUGCAAAGUGAGGACGGGCAAAAAGCAGAAUGUGUAACAUUCGGAUACAUAAAGGGUUUGUGGAGAAGAAUUAUCGAGCCCGGAGAACGUCAAUUUGUUUGCACGAUCGAUCGGGCGAAUCCCUGUGUGAUGGUGCCCAUCAACAAAAACGUUCCAAAGCUCAUGAACUUUACAGAUACGGAAAAGAGCAUAAUUCCCAUCUACAAGAUACAAGAUGGUGACGUUAGCGAGGCAUCAAUAUUGAGCACAAAGCAUUAUGGAGAGGCCUUAGCUGGUGAACGCGUGUUCAUUGUGAAAAUAUUAAAAUGGCGUACGGAGUUUCCUUUUCCUCUUGGAAUCGCUAUUCAGCAUAUUCCUCAUGGCAGAGAUCUUGAGACGGGAAUGGAAAUCCUGUACCAAGAACACAAUAUCAGGAAAAAGUUUGGCAAGAAGUUGAGCAAAACUGUUCGAAGAGAUUUUAAUGAAAACUGGCAAAUACCAAUAAGCGAGCGAGGCCGUCCCGAGUACCGCGAGAACGUUUUUACCAUUGAUCCACAGAAUUCCUUGGAUCUUGAUGACGCCAUCAGCCUACGGUCGCUUGGCAACGGCAACUACGAGCUUCGCAUUCAUAUCGCUGAUGUUUCGUAUUUCGUCCUGCCGAAUUCAGAUCUAGACGAAGAGGCGAAGUUACGUGGCACGAGCUACUAUCCUCCGGAUCCUGACGAAAACGUUCCGAUGCUUCCUCGACAACUCUCCGAAGGCUGCUGUAGUCUUCUGGAGGGAAAAGAUCGUCUUGCUCUCACGGUUAGAGUCGAAGUUACGCUUGAUGGAAAGGUAGUCGGUGACGCGAAAAUGGAGCGAAGCGUGAUCUGCUCCAGUUCUAGGUUGAGUUAUCUUGAAGCACAACAAAUCAUUGAUGAUUCAAGCCAAACAGAAGUCGUUGCUAACACUCAGGAAGAAGAAAUCCAAGUCGAUGAAGCCAUUGGUAUAAUCCACCGUUUUGCUGAAAAACGUCGCAAAUUGCGCCUGGGCUUAGAGAGAUCAAUGUACCACCGAAAAAGCGACGAUGAUGAUGAUUCCGGUGGUGAAAAUGAAAGAGAAGCUCAUCGAAUGAUCGAAGAAGUAAUGGUGUUGGCCAACCAUUUGGUCGCGAAAUAUCUGCUAAAGAAAUUUCCGGAAUGCACACCUCUCCGGGUGCAACCACCACCAAAGACACGGCGUGUGGUAGAAUGGAGACAACGUUUUCAGAGAUUCCUGAGCUUUUCUCUUGGCCUCGGAUGGCUUGGAGAUUCCAGCAAUGUCGCUCAGGAAGAAAAUGCUGACCUUAUGGUCCCGUUCCAAACUUGGAAAGCAAUAAUGAGCGAGGUACAAAAGGGUUCGAAUCUCCAGGAUUUAGUUAAAAUUGUUUGUGAUCUGGAUCUGUUUCCCCAGCUAUCGCUCGCCAGCAUGCACCAACAACAAAUACAGCAGCGUGGAAGUUAUAUUUGCUCAGGAGAUAAUUUCGGGAAUAUUCCUUACCCUUGGGUCCAGGAUCAAAAAGUUGCGCCCACAAGCAUGGCGAGGGUUGUCCGUGACGAUUCAUCAAAUCUACUGCGGAAUUGGUCGGAAGAUUGCAACGAACGUCCGGAAGAUGGUACAGAACACGGAGCUAGCUCUGGGAACGUUGAGGCAAAUGCAACAUACGGUGUGUCUGGUACACCUCCUGAUGUUUCCUCAAACGUACCACCAGGACAAGCUAGCUUUGCAGCUGAAGACAGAGAAACAGCCACGGAGGAGAGUACAGGCCACGAAACAGGCUCUGAAAAUGUGGAUGCACCAGCGUCUUCCGCCAACGAAGAUUUCCAAUUGUCUUCUGAUGUUCCGAUCAGCGAGGACCUAAGAAUUAUCUUGCACGGACACUCAAGUCUUUGUCUCGAUGCUUACUGUCACUUCACUUCACCAAUUCGCCGAUAUAUCGACAUCAUCGUCCAUCGUUUGGUAGUGGCUGCUCUAGAGAAUAAACAAAACGUUAUGGAUCCUGAGGACGUUGCAACAAUUUGCGCCCGCAGCACGUUUUUUGCCCGAAAUUCCAGGCUCUUUGACAAAGGGGCGAAGAGACUUAAGCUGGCCGUUAAAAUGCAAAGUUCUUUGAAGUUUGUGUCCGCGUAUAUCGACGAAAUACAACCCGAUAACUUGAAGUUGUUCUUUGGUCCUGGAGAAAUGGAUCUCAUGGGUGGCAAGUCAGUUCGCAUCGCACGACUCGGACCAGAUAAAGACCCACAACCAGCAGGCGAUGGCAUUAGGUUGCAUUGGAUAUUUCGGCUUCUGCGCUUGGACAAGGGAGGCCUAGCACAACCCAAGCCGGAUUCAUCCGACGAUGAGAAAUCCCAAAAGGUUGGAGAUAUACAGCAAUCUGAGGGUGCAUCAGAUUUAACAGAAAAAAAUGAUGACUUUGACUACACUGUGGAUGGCAAAGCCUGGAGAGAAGUUUUGGAUGCGGUCACAAAUCAAAAUGAAGGCGAGCUCAAAUCUCGCCUGAAGGAACUAGAUAACGAGGUUAAACAACAAAGAAAUGAAAGUGAUGAAAAAAUGACUCUACUUGAAAGAGUGAAGAAAGAAACUGACCCACUUGUUCGUAAUGCUCCAUAUCAACAUCCAAAUGCUGGAAAACCGGAACCGUCUGAAAGCGAAACGUACGAGUUUUAUGAAUUGAACAGAUCUUUCAAGACUUACAGUCGAGUCAAGGUUCAGGUUAGUCCCCAAAUGUCCCGAGGGGUCAUUUCACCUAGCGUACAACUCUUCAAACUGACCAAUCAGAUGUACGCAUGCAUUGAACACCGAAGCUUUCCGACUACCUGCUUUGCAAAGACAUCGCACAGACGACCGACCAAAACCAAGGUCUCCGACAUCGCGGAAUAUGUGAAGGUCUGGAAACCCGUGCUCAUGAUGGAAAUCGCUACGUCAGCUGUUCACGAAGAUGACGUCAUCACCUUCUCAAAUCUUCGUGUGAAUUUUGAGCGUGAUUCCAAAGGUUUGGUGACCAUGGAAUUUGAUUUGUCGGAUCGCUACUGCAAAGUUCACUUCCUCGAUCCGCUGGAUUUAAACCUUCUGUGCGUCCGUGCAAAAGAUCCUGCAAAUAGAUCGGAAAAGGAUGCCGGGUUCUGGGUCGGACAUUUUCAAAUUUCAGAAGAAUUAAGAAAGAAAGAAGACGCAAAAUUAUUACUUGAAAUGAUGACAGAGAUGCAAAGUGCCAAAGAUUUCCUUGCAGAUGAAACGGAAUCAAUCCAUAAUUCCCAACCAGAAAACUUACCUUCACCUACAAGAAAAGUUAAACCGGUUAACGAAAGAUAUUCCCAAGAGAAAGACUUUUAUCGUCCUAUACUAGCUCGGUUGAUUGACAGUUCAACGCCAAUUCCAGAUUCACUGAUUGCCAAAAGAUUUUAUGUCACAGUCGAGUUUAUAUCCCUAGGUAUUCCUGACAGACGUCGCCUGGGAGCUCUCCAUGACUCAGUUUUGGCGUCCAAACUGAUUCAGAAUAUUUGUAUUGGAGAGGCAAUACAAGACCUUGAUGUUGCAAACGAGCUACCAAGCAAUGACUUGUCAUUAUGCAGUGAGCAUCACAGUUUAACAAAUUUUCAUCCGUUGAAUAAAUACCAAAGGAAUGCAGUUGAGAAAGCCUUAACCAAACCGUUCACCCUCAUUCAGGGACCACCAGGAACUGGGAAAACAGUCACUGGGGUCCAUAUUGCAUAUUGGUUUGCUCAAAUGAACAAGAAUAGAUUACCUUCUGUAAAGCUGGAUAGAAAAAAGAACAAUGGUUCUUUAGUAUUUUACUGUGGGCCUUCCAACAAGUCCGUCGAUGUCGUCGCUCGUCUUCUCCUAAAGAUCCCAGGAAUAAAAAUCUUGAGAAUCUACGGUCAAGAAAUUGAACGAAAAGAAUUUCCAGUGCCGGACAAGAUCACUCUGUUUCGAACAAGACGUGUCGCUGUGGAGUUGAAGGCUGAUAAAGAUCUCAGAGACGUAUCGCUACAUCACGUUAUACGCAAAGAGUCAAGUCCUUUUUGGAAAAAAUUAGAGAAAUAUGAUAAAGCAUUUAAAUUGCUCACGGACAGUGGCAAAAGCGCCUCUCGUUAUACGAUUGAUAAAUUCACCGAGGUGAAAAGUGAGGCUGAGGAAUGGGCAAUUACUGAGACAGGAGUCGACGUGAUCUUAGCCACUUGUACCACUGCGUAUAGCCCGCGUAUCAAGAUACCUGGUUUUGUCUGUCAAUGUAUUGUCGAUGAAUGCGGCAUGUGUAUUGAGGCCGAGACCCUCUGUGCUAUGUUGGGUUCGAACGCGAAGCAAGUCGUUCUCAUUGGCGACCACAAGCAACUGCAGCCUAUCAUUAAGUGCGAGAAGGCGAAAGACCUGGGACUAGGGAUUUCAAUGUUUGAACGCUAUUCAGAACGCGCUCAUAUGCUUGAGAUCCAGUACAGAAUGCACGAAAAACUAUGCGAGUUUCCAUCACAUCGCUUUUACGAUGAAAAACUAAAGACAGCGCCUGAAGUUAAACUUCGAAAGCCUGAUAAUGUCUCAUGGCCGAACGGUGAUCGCUUUCCGUUUGUUUUCCAUCAUGUCGAAGGAGUGGAGGAGUUUCUUGUUGUCCCGACAGAACAAGGAAAUGAAAGAUCUCAGAAGAAUCAGAAAGAGGUUGACAAAGCUGUUUAUCUGGCGCGUCGUCUUGUUGGAGAGGGAAUUGAAUGUAAAAAUAUCGUCAUUCUGUCUCCAUAUCGAGCUCAAUGCUUUCAAAUAUCCGAGAAAUUGAGACUACAUGGUUUGAAUGAAAUCUCCGUAAGUUCUGUGGUUGCUGCUCAAGGAAGUGAAAGAGAUUACGUCAUUUUGUCAUUGGUACGAUCUCUUCCUGAAAGAGAAAUUGAAAGAAACCCAUCGCGAUCAUGGCUGAAAGAACAUCUCGGAUUUUUGACUGACGAGCAUCAAAUCAACGUUGCUCUGACCAGGGCCAAACGAGGCCUUUGUAUCAUUGGCAAUUCCAACUUGAUUGGUGUUUGCAGUUUGUGGCGAGCGUUGUUGGAGCAUUACGACAGUAAAGGUUGUUUAAAAAUGGAUGCAGAAUAACGCCCAACAUUUCUGCUGUUACCAAGUAAUCUUUUUAAGAAACAGGUUUAAAUCAUACAUUAUAUAUAAUGUAAAAAUAUAAUCAUAUAUAUAGGGUAUGAGGGAUAUUUUUAUGGGUGAUUUUUUAAAAUACGCGUAGGCCUAUCUAUAUUAAUGUAGUAUAUUCAUGUAGUUUUUAGAUUGAAUUUCCUUCAAAAGUAGAUUUAACUCUAAACUUUAAAGGCCAGUUUUUAGCCGAAAACGUUUAGAAAAUAUUUACCUUGAAACGUCAUCUAUGGUUGACCACCUUUUAAUAGUUUUGCGUGGCAAACCCCUAUAGUCUCGCAAUAGUUAGAUCAUAUGACAUCAACACAUUUAUGGCGGGACUCACUAUUUUAUAAAUAAGCACUCAUCUUUUACACGCGGUGUCUAAAAAGGUACCUCUUUCGAGAUCAAAGAGAAACAUGCUAGUAUAUAUAGUAAUUGGGCAUUCAAAUUCUAUCAAAAGCCUCAUUUUAAAAGGGGUGUACUUUUUAAAACUCCUUGUAUAUAUGCAUUGUUAUGUAAUUGUAAGUGAAGGUUUGUAACUUUUGUUCAAAUGUAUAUAAUACAAUUAUAUGCACCUCAAAG